Molecule: messenger RNA, 849 nt
Organism: Plutella xylostella (diamondback moth)
Lineage: Eukaryota; Metazoa; Arthropoda; Insecta; Lepidoptera; Plutellidae
Source: RefSeq, a predicted model, not a curated record
AUGAACCCUUCUCCGUCACUUCCGGCCGGUGAAAACGCUUUGGCGCAGAUCACGGUGUCCAGCAGGAUACCGGACUUCUGGAAGGAGUCCCCACGCCUGUGGUUUGCCCAAUUCGAGGCGGUGGUGGCCAAUCAGAAGCUGGCCGACGAAUCACGCUAUAACUUAGUGAUAGCAAAGCUAAGCCGCGAGCACGUCGAGCAGGUCAGUGAUAUUGUAUUAACGCCUCCUGACACAAAGAAAUACGAAGCGCUUAAAACUCGACUUCUCGUUGUUUAUGAGGAGUCUGAAGUUCGACAGGUCCAGAAGCUGCUGAAGGAACUGGAGCUAGGCGACCAGAAACCCUCCCAACUACUCAGGAGGAUGCGAGACCUGGCAAAGAAAAAAUUCAAUGAUGAAACAUUAAAUAUGCUGUGGAUGGGGCAUCUACCAUCAGCAGUACAGGCAAUUCUGACGGUGAGUGAAGUGAAAGAUCUAGAGAAACUGGCUGGCAUGGCAGAUAAGGUAGUCGAAACGACCCGAUUUGCUGAGAUCCAGGAGCUGUCAUGUAUGCGGAGCAGUGCCGUACCCAGUUCAUCAGCCACGCAGGCUACCCUCGUUGAGCAGAUAGCUCAGCUCACGCGGCGCUUGGACAACAUGGAGACGUCGAGGUCAAGAGGCAGGUCAGUUGGUCGUAACGGAUGGAAGUGUCAUCGCUCUGCGUCACGAAGUCGCGACCGGUCUGAACGCGUAAGGAGAGGAGACCCUAACUGGAUGUGCUUCUACCACUUCCGGUACAAAGGAAAGGCCAACAAGUGCAUUCAGCCUUGCGCAUGGCAGAAGCAGCAGGAGUCAGAAGCAGGAAAAAACUAG